AUGAAGGACACAUCUGGCAAUGGGGUGUUCGUGCAAAACAUUAGCGCACACAAGGGCACACGCUUUGUGAACGUCCCAUCCCUAGAUAAAGAAAUGCUUGCGAAGCAGAACGUGAUUCUCGGGAACAAUGACAAGCAAUAUUCCAUACAAGACGCUUCUAACCUUCGCGAGGACGCCAUGACGAAUCUGGCCUCCCCGAACUCCACCGCGGGACUCCUGACCACGGAGAACAGCCCGUCCUUCCAGGCCUUCGUCCACCCGUCGAACCGACCCAUCGUGAUGGCGGUCACGAAGAUGGAGCAGAGCUACAUGCAGACCCGCCUGAUGCUCCAGCAGUGCUCCCGCAACGUCCUGCUCGGGGUGCUGCUCUCGCUCGUGGAUGAGUACCCCACCAUCCUCGUCGAGCCGGUCCGCCAGCGUCUGGAGCAGCUCCUGACGAAUCGCACGGGGGCCGGUGGGAUCGCCACGGGGAACGGCCGCAGCGCGCAAUCGCCAAACGGGAGUACGACGAUGUGGUCGACUCCCCAGGCGAUCCAAGGCGGCUCGCCGAUGUUCACGGCCCCCACCCCGGCCCCCACCCCCACCCCGAGCCACCGUAAAAGCCGCGCCCAUCGCAACAAGGAGGAUGAGCAGGAGCUGUGCAGCGUGCACCACUGCCUGCGAGUGAUGAAACACCUCCAGCUGAACCACGCCACGGGGCUGUACGAGUGCGUGCACGGCUUUCACUGCCUUGUGGACGGCCCGGUGGAGACGGGCCCGACGACGAUGACGACGACGAACCCCGGCAUUGGGAAGGAAACCCCCAACUCCGACGCCCUCACUCAAACCACCCCCUCAUUGCCCUACACUUCCCCGACGCACCGGGAGGGGGAAGGAGGAGGGGGGCACCUGGGCUUCAACGCCCCUCCGGUGAUGGAAAUGAUGGGGAAUGGCGGGGUUGGCGUCGAGCCUCACCCUUUCGGCUGCACACCUUUGAUGAAAGAUUUCUCCCCUACUGCCGGCACCAACGCGCCGAUGUUGAUGGAGGACCAGGGGGAUGGGGGGUUCCCGAUCGAGGAGGACCCCGCCUUAGAUGUCCACACGCUCGCCAACUUGCUGAAAAGUGUACGGGCGAUGGAGAAGGAUGAGUAA
Phytomonas sp. EM1 is the source of this 1131-nucleotide messenger RNA. The record is from the annotation of a GenBank genome assembly. Lineage: Eukaryota; Euglenozoa; Kinetoplastea; Trypanosomatida; Trypanosomatidae.